Molecule: messenger RNA, 5170 nt
Organism: Acaromyces ingoldii
Lineage: Eukaryota; Fungi; Basidiomycota; Exobasidiomycetes; Exobasidiales; Cryptobasidiaceae
Exons: 7
Coding region: 37-5025 (1662 amino acids)
Biological process (GO): mismatch repair
Cellular component (GO): MutSalpha complex; nucleus
Molecular function (GO): ATP-dependent DNA damage sensor activity; mismatched DNA binding; ATP binding
Source: RefSeq, a predicted model, not a curated record
AGCAGCGUGGCCGCCAGAGGACGGACAGUGGUCACGAUGGCACCUACGCCGGCAAAGAGAAAGGGACAGCAAACGCUGUCCAACAUGUGGAAGAAGGCACCGGCUCCGGCAGCCUCGGCUCGCCCGGCCCCUCAGCCAACAACGCAGAAACAGCCGGAGGAGAGUGGCACGAAGAAGAUCAGCACUAGCAGCAACAGCAGUAGCGACAGCUUCACACCACCUCCGUCCGCGGGGAAGCUGCUGUCCAGAGGGAGUUCGCCAUCCAAGGACUUCCAGCAAGACUCACCAACGCCCGUGGGCCGAUCGGGCGCGCCUCUCAAGAAGAGCAGCGCGAGCAAUGGCGCAUACAAGAGCAUGGACAGACCAGCGAGUGUCUCUGGCCUCAGCGCCUCACCCAGCCCAGCUAAGGAGCUCACUCCUCCUCAGAGCUCUCCCAUGGAUAUCGAUGUUGACGAGAAUAAGCGAGACAGCGGCGCUAGCGCGCGCGAAGGCCAGCCUCGAAGGCGAGCUGCUGUCAAGCGCUCUGUCAAUUACAUAGAGUCGGACGACGACGGAAUGGGUGACGAAGACGAUGAUUCCGAUCGCUUCUCACCGGAGCCAGAGACGCCGCGCCCUUCGAAACGGACCAAGUCUGGCAGCAAGUCCCGGGCAGCCCUCGACUCGGACGAUGAGUUUGAUGACUUCAUCGUUCCCGACGAUGAGCUAAUGGAGGCUAUGGACGAAGAGGAGGAAUCACCGGUCCGGCGUCCCAAGACUAAGGCAAAGGCGUCUAAAGAAGCGGGACCAUCAAAAAUGGACCUUUAUUCGGCUUCUGCUCCUCGCAAUGGAAAUCCGCAACAACGCAAGCCUGUCAGGCCUGCUUUGGACAGGGCCACUUCAUCGAAGCAGAGCUCGUCGAACAACGCCAAGGAGCAGCCGUACGACUUUCUCCUCCCAGAAAAUGUCUGUGACGCAGACGGCAACCGGCCAACCGAUCCGAAUUACGACCGCCGCACCCUCUAUAUUCCCAACCGAGCUUGGAAAGACUUUACGCCAUUUGAGCGGCAAUUCUGGGAGAUUAAGAAAGAUCAUUACGAUCAAGUGAUCUUCUUCCAGAAGGGCAAGUUCUACGAACUGUACGAGGACGACGCCCUGAUUGGACACCAGCAAUUCGGCCUCAAGAUCACGGACCGCGUCAAGAUGAAGAUGGCCGGGGUGCCUGAGGCCAGCUUUGACAUGUUCGCCAACAAAUUUCUUGCUCUUGGUUACAAGGUCGGCCGCGUAGACCAGCUCGAGACUGCCACGGGCAAGGAGAUGCGGACAAAGGGCAAGGGCGGAAAGGCGGCUGACAUUGUCGUGCGAGAGCUGGUCCAGGUCAUGACGGCAGGUACAAUCACCGAUGCCAACAACCUCAGCGAUGACAUGGCCACGUAUUGUGUUGCCAUCAAGGAAAGCAUCGCCGACGAGGAAGGGAAUGGUGGUGCUGGCCUUACUGGCGGUGAUGAUGGAGAAAGCAUGAAUGCAAAGCCUACCUUUGGCGUCUGCAUCGUGGAUGCCGCCACGGCCCACUUUGCAAUGUCGCACUUCCACGACGAUGUUUCACGCGCAGGCCUCGAGACGCUCAUUCGAUCGCUUCGCAUCAAAGAGCUCCUUCAUGAAAAGGCCGGCCUGUCAAAGCGCACGCUGAGAAUGCUUCGCAAUUCGCUUCCAAGCUCGUGCCAAAUAACGCUGUUAAAGCCUGGCACCGAGUUCUUGGAUGAGCAAGCCACAUUGCGCAAGCUCAAUGUCCUCUUCCAUCCCGACUUGGCCCGACUCUCUCCAGCGCCAUCGCUCGAUGAAGUGGACGAGGCCGAUCCAGAAGUCCUUCCGGGUGCUAUUCCAAGCAUGCUUGACAAGCCUGAGGCCAUCAGCGCUCUGGGCGGUCUGCUCUUCUAUCUCGGCCAGCUCAACCUCGACCGAGAUCUCAGCGCCAGUCGCAACUUUGCGCUCCUCACCAACCCGCUGCAGCUCAAAGACAGCAUGGUCAUGGACGCGCAGACCCUUGGGCACCUCAAUGUCUUUCAGAAUGAGCAGGGGGACAGCCAGGGUACGCUGCUGGAGCUGCUGAACCGUGCAGUGACGCCGUUUGGAAAGCGAUUAUUCAAGACGUGGCUUCGUUCGCCUUUGAACGACGUGGCAACAAUCAAGGCCCGGCAAGACGCGGUUGACGACUUCUUGCGCGACUCAUCCUUCCGAGAGAGCUUCGACGAGCUGGCAAAGAGGCUUCCGGACAUUGAACGAAUCACCUCUCGCAUCAAUGCCAACAAGUGCCGGCCAAAGGAUUUUACAAAGGUUCUUGACGCAUUGUCGAUGCUCGACGGCAAGAUCCAGAUGCUCGCCGAUCUCGCUUCUCACUUCCAAUCUCCUGUUGUUACGGACGUCCUCAGCACGAUUCCGCUCGUGUCUGAGAGAGCCCGAAGCCUGCAGUCCAUGUUCGACCAGGCGGCAGAUGGCUCCUUUUUGCCACGCCGGGGCAAGGACGACGAUUACGAAGAGGCAAACGACUACCUAGAAAAGACCGAAGACGAGCUCAACGAUGCGCUCAAUGAAGCAGCGAGACAGGUUUCGCUCAAGCCUAACCAGGUCAAGUUCAAGCACAUUGGCACAAAUGAGAUAUACCAAGUCGAGGUGCCGGCAAAGACAAAGGUUCCAAACGACUGGAACCUCAUGUCACAAGCACAAGGUGUUCGGCGCUUUUACCCGCCAGCGGUUCGUCAGCUCGUCAAACAGCUGAAGCAAGCCAGGGAGACGAGAUUGGCGACCAUCAAGGUAUUCAACCAAAAGCUCUUUGGGCAGUUCCAGAAGAUGGCCGACGUGUUCUUGUCGGCCACCGCUGGCGUUGCGGAUGUCGAUUGCCUCCUGAGUCUGGCAAAGGCGUCGCAGGCCAUGGGCGAGCCAACGUGCCGACCUGAGCUCAUCGAUGAUGGUCGCGAGGCCGCUGUCGUCGACUUUCAAGAGCUCCGUCACCCCUGCAUGGCGGUGGCGACGUCGGCGGAAUUCAUUGCCAACGAUGUGUCUCUCGGCUGCGAGAAGGACGAAAAUCUAUCCACGAUCAAGGCCAGCGCUCCGCGUGUGACGGUCCUCACUGGUGGCAACAUGGCGGGUAAGAGUACGAUGGCUCGCACGACAGCCACGGGCGUCAUCCUUGCCCAGAUGGGCUGUCGAGUCCCGGCAACCAAGGCGAGACUCAGUCCCAUCGAUCGCAUUGCCACGCGCAUGGGCGCCAAUGACCAAAUCUUCCAAAAUAAUUCGACGUUCAUGGUUGAGAUGCUCGAGGCGGCCAAGAUCAUCAAAGAGUGUACGCCACGGUCGCUCGUCAUCAUGGACGAGCUUGGUCGUGGUACUUCGACUUUCGAUGGACAAGCGAUUGCUUACGCUGUCCUGCACCAUCUCGUCAUGCGCAUGCGCUGCUUGGGCUUCUUCCUUACGCAUUAUACCAAUUUGGCCCACGAUUUCGAGGGCCACGUCGGCGUGGUCAACAAGCACAUGCAAGUCAUCGUCGAUGACGAGAGGAAGGAGGUCAUCUUCACAUACCGCUUGGUGCCUGGCAUUGCCGAGUCUUCUUACGGCACGCAAGUGGCAGCCCUAGCUGGGGUGCCCAUGAUCGUGUGCGACCGCGCCCAAACGAUCUCGGAGGAGUUUGCAGAGGCAACCAAGAAGAGUCAAGCGGAACGAUGCAAGGCACAGACGAAACUCCCCAUGACACUCUUGAGCGACUUUGCCUUUUUGUGGAGGAUCGGCUCCGGCGACGUUAACGUCGACGAGGAUGGCAAGGUCGAGGCCCAGCUUGACAUCGUCCAAGAGCAGGUCGACAGGAUGCUGGGAGCAGAGAAAGACGAGAGAAUGCGUGAUAUGGUCGAGGAAGAGGAGCAACAUGCCCUAGACGAGGCAAGGGCGACCACGGCGGUUCUACCAGCGCCUCGAGCGACAGUCUCUUAUGGCGGCAGAGGAGCACGACGAGCUCAAGAGCAGCGACAGCAGCAGCAGCGGAUCGCUAUUGCCCUCGCCGAGAGCAACGAUCCAGGCACGGAAGCGACGCCGUCCACACGUAUUGGUCACGAUAUCGAGAGAGGCACAGAGCCGAGUUCCUCGUCCUCGACAGUGGCAAAGCCAAAAAAUUUAGGUACCUCGGGAAGAAAAUCGGAGCAGAUGAUCCUGGAUCUUGGUCAGAGGAUCAGGACAGCGUGCAAGGGGUGUGGCAUGUCGUUUGACCGAUCCGACGCGGAAGACACAGCGCUGCACAGGAAGAUGCACGACGAGGUCGUGCUUGGCGUCGAGUGGAGCGCCAAGCUGGAACGAAGUGGGCAAGUCGAAGACGUUGGGAAACCGGUCAAGAUUUUGGCGAAGCUGAGGGAGGAUAUGAAACGGCUCGAAGGAAAGCCGUCGUCGGACAACGGGCAGGUGCGGAUCCUCAUCUGUCGCCAAGAGGCGCGAGGCGCCUCAACGGCGUUGCAAAAGAAACUCGUGGAAAUCGAGAGGAGGGUGGACGAAUCUCUAGGAGCGAUCACGAAGGAGUCGGGUUCCAAGAGAACUAUGGUUCUCGCCGUGUGGCAGUCGAGGAGAGUCGUUGGAGCUGCCGUCGUCGGGCAGACGAAGCUAGGGAUGGCUCGGAGGCUGGUGUCAAGCAGUCAAGAGGCAGUUGCCAGCAUCACGUCUUUCAAUAAUUCGUCGCCGUCGAGCGGCGGCGGUGCCAUGUUCGUCUCAGACCCGUUGCCAGAAGACAAGACACCACCCCUUGCCAUUCAUCGCAUUUUUGUCCUCCCCCUCUUUCGUCGAACGGGCUUGGGAACUGCUCUGCUUGAUGCCGCGCUGGAGACAGCCAUUUAUGGCCUCUCGGCAGCUGAGGUAGAGGCCAGCUGCGGUGGGAGGGCAAACACGACGUCCUUCAGCCAGCCGACGGAGCUUGGGCAGAAGCUAGCUCUGUCGUGGAUCAAUCACGGUCUGCACGGAGAUAAGCAAGCGCCAGUGCUCGUAUUUGAUGAUGACGACGACGAGUGCGAUGCAUAGAGAGGGGUCCUGGGGAAGCUAGCCAACCCCGACAGUCGGAAGGAAAGUCGGAGGAAUCAUCCUCUCACUUUACUGUUCGGAGUUUCAUUAUCAUCUGUGCCGAAGUAAUUCGUGAUCAUCUUAGUCUAAUAUUAUUCUGCAUGCU